CUUAGGUUGAGUACAGAAGCAUGAUCUGCCUGUCACUGUGGCUGUGGUGGACCUUGCUGAGGGGCUGUUGUCAGACAGAGGAAACCGUGCCGAUAUUACUGGGUCAAGGCCAGCCAUGUGGAGUGGACAUAGAGGGAGUGUGCGGAGCUAACCUCACCUGCGUGACUGGAGAUGGACAAGCUUCUGCUACAGGAGUAUGUACGACACCACUGGAUACAGACUGCGUCCCCUGCGCCAGUGUGCAAUGUCCACCAACCAGACGUGUCUGUCCCGGGGGGCAUGUGACAGAGCCAUGCGGUUGCUGCCCACAUUGCGCUCGCCAGCAUGGGCAACUGUGCGGCGGCCCACACUGGAGCAGAGGCUACUGCGACCGAGACCUCACCUGCUCCCAGAUCACUGGCCUCCUGCCGGCCACACCCCCACACACUGGAGUCUGCAAAGUGCUUUCAGGGCAUCAGACGGACCACCUUGCCGAUCCGUUGUGUCCGUUGGUGACAGGUUGCAAUGUGAGGACCGGAGCUUGUGACUGCUACACUCUCCAGACCUGCCACUGGGUUUUUUCCUAUCGAACCCUGGAGGACUGUCUCAAGGUCAUGAAAGAAGAUGAAUACUACUGGAUGGGAAAAGGUGGGAAAAGUGAAGACAGUGAAGAGAUGGAGGAGGAAGAAGAGGAGGAAGAGGAGGAGGAGGACUGCACAGAAUGGAACUGUGAGGUGCAGGAGGGCCGGUGUGCGUGCGGAGAGAGGAGCUGUGAUCCUCAGACUCAGCCACUGUCCGAGGAAGCAUGUCAGGACCUUCUGCUGGUGCAAGCCAACUGCAGCAAUGUCACUUGUCCUGAAGUUCCAGUUCCCUCCUGCCCUGAAGAUUCCAUAUUAACUCAGCCCUUCAUCCUGCCAGGCAGCUGCUGCCCUCUAGUGCCUGCUCUGUGCACCUGCAUCUUUGAGAAGUGCACAACACCCGUUCCCACCUGCCCUCCUGGCCAGCAACUUAAUAACACUGUCAAGGCGAAUGGGUUUCCAGGUUCUUGCUGUGACUUAUAUCUAUGCGAAAGUUCUGAAGAAGAAGAACCACAAGACUCGUGAGGAGAUUGCAUUAGUUUGCCUCAGACUAGAGUCACCCAUGAAUGUUUGCUCUAUGAGUCACCCAUGAAUGUUUGCUCUAUAUCCCGGGUCAAAUAGUUGAAUGCAGCUGUUAAAAUGUUGAAAAUGACAUUGAGGGAAAGCUGAUGAAUGGAAUAUUGGUAGUUAUUAAUAUAUUGAGAAGAUGUUUUUAAUUCUUUUUUUUUUUUUUAUGACUCAUGUCCUAAUUUCCCCAUGUUUUUGGACACUUAUUAAUGGCAUGAGAACUGAUGUAUUUUCUCUAGUUUGAUGUUAUGACCUGUAAAUACUGUACAACUGAAAUCAGUAUAGUUCCACAAGCAUGAAUAUGAACACUAACUCAUAAGCCUAAAGGCUUUGAGACUCUCCCUGAUGUAGAAGGCUUUUUUUUCGCAUACAGCACAACUGCAUGUGUAGAGUUUAUUUUUUUCAACACACUUUUCAACACAUUCAUCAUCAGUAGCCUAUGUGAACUGUGGAUCCUUUUGCAUUUCUUUGAUAGGCCUAUAAAAUGUGACCACUUUUUCUGAAAUAUCUUUCUCGUGUUUUUCACAAUGAGCAAAACUUCAAAAGACUUAGGGUUUUGUGUAAAACGUUCAGUUUCUUGUCUGAAGCCUGUCAUUUAGUUAUAUUUGCAUCAAAAUGUGCAUAUCUUGUAUAGGCAAAAUGUUGAUGUUUAAUGUCAAUGAUGUUAAUGUUGAUGUCAAUAGUUGUCACUGAAGAUAAUUGAGUUGUCAGAGAGAGCCUGAUAGAAGAAUGCAACAAUAUAUUUUCCAAACUCAAUACUGGCAUCUGUGUGGGGAGGAAAAAAGGCCACAUCUCAAUGGGAGAAAUGUUUCAUUGCCCUCUGGCUCUGGGGUGUCCUUUUUAGUUGUGU
Molecule: messenger RNA, 1974 nt
Organism: Sardina pilchardus (European sardine)
Lineage: Eukaryota; Metazoa; Chordata; Actinopteri; Clupeiformes; Clupeidae
Product: cysteine-rich motor neuron 1 protein-like
Exons: 5
Coding region: 21-1082 (353 amino acids)
Cellular component (GO): extracellular region
Source: RefSeq, a predicted model, not a curated record